AUGCCCGCCGGAUAUCGAUCGAAUGGGCACAUAGCGUUGCCGGUCAGCAACGGUCACAUUAGUGAGUUCACUGCCGCGGAUAAGUAUUACACAAAUGGUGGACCAAAGCUGCGGGGCUGGACCAAUGGAGGGAUGCAGGAUCACCAGUCGACCCUGUCGCGACCCCGCUCGGCCGAGGUCAUUACGGCGAACGGCAACGGCAACGGUACGCUGCCGAACGGAAGACACGUCAACGGUGUUGUCACACGCGGACCCGGAGGGCUUCACGAGGACCUCGAGUUUCCGCCCACUCCACGAACGCUGUCGAAAAAGAAGCAAAUUGUCUGGAUGCGGCCACACGAUAUGUGCGCCAGACCACAGUUUCGGAUUGCACCUCCUGGAACGCCACUGACCGCCCGGGAGCUUCCCGAACCGGUCGGCCCGGGAGAUCCUAGUUUGCUGGCGGCCCUCGGAUGCCUAUCACAGUUGCCGCGCCUUCUGGAGCGUGUGGUUCCGCCGGAGCAAACGUUCGAUACCGCCAACGGAUAUUGUGGAAUGUUCAAAUUUCGCUUCUGGCAGUGGGGUAAAUGGAUUGAGGUACGGGUCGACGAUCGACUUCCAACCCGAGGUGAUCGUCCGGCUCAUAUGCACUGCGCCCAGCCGGACAUCUUCUGGGCGGCGCUGCUAGAGAAAGCAUAUGCCAAAUUAUACGGAGGCUACACAUUCUUGAAGUACGGAACGGUUGGACGUGCGCUACAGGACCUAACGGGUGCGGUGGUGCAGAGUGUGCCUCCAAGUGGACCCCUGCUCGGUGGCGCUGUUCCCCGAUCGACACUACUGAUCGCCAUCAGUGGAGUGGAGAAAGAAACCAAACGCCGCAGGUCGGGUCUACUGACAGAGCACCCUUACUGCGUGACAGGAUUAGCGCGGGUCCGGGCGAACUCCACCGACUCGGCGACGCACGGAAGUGGCUCCUCUGCCGGUGACACCAGCUUGAUCCGGCUACGCAGCCCCUGGAUCGGGGGGGAGUGGGGUGGCGUCUGGUGCGGGGCCUGGUCCGAACGAAGCUGGGAGUGGAAUGCACUGAACGAGCGCGACCGUGAACUCCUGUCAUCCCGUUCGUCAAACGACUGCGAGUUCUGGAUGUCGGUGAACGAGUUCCUGACGCGCUUCGUUGUCAUCUGGUUGGCUCACAUCGGUCCGGACGACUGGGCGCUAGAACCUGGGCUGCACACACGCGCCCCCUGGCGGGCGGCGUUAGCAGUUCGCCAGUGGCGUGCCGGUUUCAACGCCGGAGGACCCCACAAGUUCAUCGAAACGACCGCCACUAACCCACAGUUCCGAAUCCGCGUCCCACCCGGCCACCCAUCGAAGGCGCACGUGGUGGUAGCGGUGGCACAGAAGUACGAGUGCUACCGGAGUCGGAACUACGAGGAAGAAGAAAUUGGCUUCACCAUCUACGAAGUCCCGCCAGGGAUGCAACGCGUCACACCGCAGUACGUCAGCGAACAGAUGCCACUGGAUUUUGCGCCACUUUCGAACCUACGAGAGAUUGCCACGUUCUUCGCGCUGCCGGCCGGAGACUUUGUCGUGAUGCCGCAUGCCGCCCAGCAUCGGGAGGGCCGGUUCCUGCUGCGGAUCUUUGCCGACCAGCACACCGACGUGUGGGAGGUGAACGAGGAGAAUCUGGUGAUACACAACAUUGCGGCCGAGUUUUGCGACGAGCGAACGAUUGAUGCUCGAAUACUCUACAAACUAAGAGCCCGCUAUCCGCACGAAAUCGACGCCCCACAGCUACAGGCCAUCCUGAAGGCACACGGAGGAAACAACCGUGGGUUCCGCGGACUCGGAGGAAUCAACUGUGGUCCAUCGCUGGAACUCUGUCGGGGUAUGCUGGCGCUACGGGAUCCGGCUCUCGGAGGACGACUCUCGAUCGAACACGUGCCCGCCCUGAUCGGACUGAUGCGCUUCUGGAAGGCGGCCUUCCGACGCUGUGGACCCUCAUCCUCCGGUACAGCCACGCUUAGCCGUGGCAUCUGGGCGUCCAAGGUGUCAUCGUACUGCUUACGUGGGUUACUCUGGGCCGGUGGUGCCACCGCUAGCAAUAAGGUGUUGGAGGCGCUGGUCAGCCGCUUUACCCGCAAUCGACAAAUCACGCUAGAGGGCUAUCUGCUGUCGAUGGCGCGAUUGCAUCUGGCUCACGAACGCUACCAUAGUCUGGAUGCCAAAGCUAAAGCAAGCCCCUUAUCACUUGAAGAGAUGAUUUUGAUGACGAUCUACUCAUGAGAGCAACGCCAACGGUAGCAACGGACGCCCGGACAGACCUUCUGCAGGUUCACAGCAUACGCAUGCUGGAAACAGACGUAUUUAAAAAUCGUGUACAUCACCAAAGAAACGACGAUGGUAUUGGCGAACAUUGAAUUGGACCAUCUAUUUGUUUACUUUAAAUUUUGCGAAAUUUCUCCACGAGACUAUGCGCGGAAAAACAGUACCGAGGGAAAACUCACGCUAGCAAAGAAAAAGCAAUGAAAAAUAGCAAAAUGAAACAAACUGAUUACAAAGACACCUUUUUUGUGGAGUACUCGUAGGAGUCUUGAGUAAUAGAGUGGCCAAAUGAAGGGGAAAAGGAAAACAUAGCAAACAUCCAACAACAUGAAAAUGCAAUAUUAAUUUAAAUUGACUGAUAA
Messenger RNA from Anopheles coustani, 2666 nucleotides. Its product is annotated as calpain-11-like. The transcript has 10 exons. Gene Ontology annotation, biological process: proteolysis. NCBI's taxonomy places the organism in Eukaryota, Metazoa, Arthropoda, Insecta, Diptera, Culicidae. Gene Ontology annotation, molecular function: calcium-dependent cysteine-type endopeptidase activity. The record is from RefSeq and is a predicted model, not a curated record. Gene Ontology annotation, cellular component: cytoplasm. The coding region runs from base 1 to 2265 and encodes 754 amino acids.